This is a messenger RNA of Solanum lycopersicum (tomato), 995 nucleotides long. Its product is annotated as protein CHLORORESPIRATORY REDUCTION 6, chloroplastic. Gene Ontology annotation, cellular component: chloroplast. NCBI's taxonomy places the organism in Eukaryota, Viridiplantae, Streptophyta, Magnoliopsida, Solanales, Solanaceae. Gene Ontology annotation, biological process: NAD(P)H dehydrogenase complex assembly. The record is from RefSeq and is a predicted model, not a curated record.
GCAACACAAGGCUAGGAUAAAAAGGUGAUAAAUUAAAAAGAAGAAAUAACCAUAUUCUUUUCUUGUUUAUCCAUGGCUUCAACAAGACCAUUACACACACUUUCUUCUACACUUAAACAAACAAUUCCUUCUUUGGUUCCAUUGAUUAAUAUUUCACACAAAUCCAAUUCAAUUUCUUUCACUUUCUCUUCUUCUUCUUCUUCUUCGAGACAAUUUGCUACCUUUGUAUCAUUUAAUCCUUCUGGAAAUUUUGACCUCUCCCUUUAUGAUGACCAAGAAAAUAUAGAAGUAGCACCACCACCUAUGCCACCUUCAGAAGGUAGAUAUGAAGUUGUAAUAGAUAAUGAUAUUAUUCAACGUCUUGAUUUAUCCCCAUUUCAAAAUGCCACUGGAAUUUCAUCACCCUUAUCUGCCAAGCCAAAAGAAUUUAUGGAAAGAACAAUUGGAUUUACAAUAAAUUACAAAAGGGAAGAUAAAUAUGAUCCAAGGGAAUUAUCAGAAUUUCCAGAUAUAAGACUAUGGUUUGUUAGAUUAGAUGCUACUUAUCCAUGGUUACCAAUUUUAUUGGAUUGGAGAGCUGGAGAACUUGCACGUUAUGCAGCAAUGUUGGUACCCCAUCAGAUGAGUAUGAAAAUGGGAGUUGUAUUUAAUCCAGAGGCAUUGGAAUUGUUUGUGAUGAAUAAGGUGUUUGUAGUGUAUUCUUGGUUGAAGCAAAAUGAGAUUCCAAUGCCAAGGCUCAAGACAAAAGACAUGGCAAGAAUGCUUGGUUUUGGGAUUGGUGAUGAACUUUUUGACUUGAUUGAUAAAAAUCAAAUUGAUCCUUCAUAAAAAUUUGAAUUAAUUUUUCACUAAAUAUUUUGUAAUUGUUGAAUAUAAAAUGCUUCUUUUGUCUAGUAUAUUAGUUGUAUCAAUUAAAUUCAAUAUGGUUUGGGAUAACACAUGACUUAUCUUAAAACUAUGUUAUUAUAAGAAUUCCAUGUUAUUUUUUUCUUUUU